Fusarium odoratissimum NRRL 54006 is the source of this 1782-nucleotide messenger RNA. RefSeq names its product inorganic pyrophosphatase. Gene Ontology annotation, molecular function: magnesium ion binding; inorganic diphosphate phosphatase activity. The record is from RefSeq and is a predicted model, not a curated record. Gene Ontology annotation, biological process: phosphate-containing compound metabolic process. The transcript is spliced from 5 exons. The coding region runs from base 225 to 1481 and encodes 418 amino acids. Lineage: Eukaryota; Fungi; Ascomycota; Sordariomycetes; Hypocreales; Nectriaceae. Gene Ontology annotation, cellular component: cytoplasm; nucleus.
GUCCGUCCGAAAACCAACUCCCGUGCCCGCGAAAAAGACGACCUCGGUCUCUCUUGAAGCCCUGCGCUACAGCCGACGACCGCGGUGUAAGGCCUAGGCAUAAGGUUUCUUCUCACCGUAUACUCUUGAUAUAACCUCCCAAUCUCUUUCCUCUCUCCCUUUUGCACCCUUCUCCCCGGGGCUGCUCCACUUCAAGCCGCCCCCUAAAGACCAGCUUAGUAUUGAUGUUACAGCCGCAAAGUUCCCGGCUUCUGCUGCUCCAGAGGUCGUUACGCACUACAGUCACAGGCAGAAGCAGAGGCACAGGCACCACAGCCACUGGGACACUGCUGUACAGUCCCUCCGCAGCGCCGUCGCUGUCGCCAUACCGAGUACCUGGCCGGGCCAAUUACAUGGCAUCGCUGGCAGCACGCAGCCCUGCCGCUGCAGGCCCCGGCGGGAGCAAUAGUGCCGUUACCAGUGGUGCCCCGCCCCCUCCAUCCUCUUCUUAUUCUCACUCUGCUGCUACGUCAACCUCCAAAAUUUCUUCCCGUCGAACAGCUCAGAUUGCUCGACACUUUUCCUCCUCAUCCUCACCAACAGGUCCCGUUUCAAAGCAGAAGCCCGACAUGGCCUCCAACUACACCGUCCGCAAGGUUGCGGCUCCCAACACCCUCGAGCACCGAGUCUACAUCGAGAAGGAUGGCCAGCCCGUUUCUCCUUUCCAUGAUAUUCCUCUCUAUGCCAACCAGGAGCAGACCAUCCUGAACAUGGUUGUCGAGAUUCCUCGAUGGACCAAUGCCAAGCUCGAGAUCUCCAAGGAGGAGCUCCUCAACCCCAUCAAGCAGGAUAUCAAGAAGGGCAAGCUUCGAUACGUCCGAAACUGCUUCCCCCACAAGGGUUACCUCUGGAACUACGGUGCCUUCCCCCAGACUUGGGAGGAUCCCAACUCCGUUCACCCUGAGACCAAGGCUAAGGGUGACAACGACCCUCUCGAUGUUUGCGAGAUCGGUGAGCUCGUUGGUUACACUGGCCAGGUCAAGCAGGUCAAGGUCCUCGGUGUCAUGGCUCUCCUCGACGAGGAGGAGACUGACUGGAAGGUCAUUGUCAUUGAUAUCAACGACCCUCUCGCCUCCAAGCUGAACGACGUCGAGGAUGUCGAGCGACACCUUCCUGGUCUCCUCCGUGCCACCAACGAGUGGUUCCGUAUCUACAAGAUUCCUGAUGGCAAGCCCGAGAACCAGUUUGCCUUCACUGGCGAGUGCAAGAACAAGAGCUACGCUCUUGACGUCGUCCGCGAGUGUGCUGAGGCCUGGGAGCGUCUCAUCACUGGCAAGACCCCUGCUGGCGGUGUCUCCACCACCAACGUCACUGUCCAGAACUCUCCUUCUCGCGUCUCCCCUGACCAGCUCCCCCCUCUGCCUCCCAACGAGGAUGUCCCCGCCGAGAAGAUCGAUGCUUCCAUCGACAAGUGGUUCUUCAUCAGCGGUGCCUCUGCUUAAGUGUUCAUAGACCAACCAUCUUGCAUAAAAGGAAGAAGUAUGGCAGACAUGUAGUCUUCACAAAAGUUGAGCACAGAGAUACUCAAGAACAAUAUAUAAAAAUGAUGCCAAUUGUCGUAAUAUUAUACAAGACCCUCAAUCCCUGCUAUGCCAUGUUGGGGUUCGUAAAUGUACAUGAGUCGUUUCCUAAACGCCAUUUGUGCAGAGUGUUACAGUAUAGCGUUGUUUUUCACAUAUUUUAAUCGGUCAAGUCGGCUGCCUUCUGCAGUUGACGCGAAUGUCGGUCUACUUCCUCGACCAG